AUGUAACAAUUUAAAAUUCUCUAGGAAUUAAUUAGAUAAUUAAAGAAACCAUUUGAAAAAAGAAGUGAAGAUGAUUUAUAUCCAAUUGAGAGGAUGGUGAGAAAGAUUGAGUUUUUCUAAAAAUAUUUUGCUGAUCAAAAUGAUCUAAAUUUUAGUUAUUAUUUUGAACAUGAAUAUGCAACAUAAAACACAUCUAUUAUUAAUAUAGAUUCAGUUGGAGAUAAAUUUUAUAUAAUUCUUUAAGGAUAAGUUGGAAUAUACGUUAAACCUAAUGUUGUGGAAGAUAAAGCAUCAUCAACUAAAUUAUUAGAGAUGGUUAAAUUAAGGUUUAGAUAAGCUGUUAACAACAAUAAAUUUAAGGAUUAUUAAAUAAAUAAAAUAUAAUCUUAAUAAUCUGAUUUAGUUUUAAUUAAAAUCUUAUUACCUGGUUAAUCAUUUGGUGAAAUGUCUUUAAUACAUAAUAGACCAAGAGAUUUUACAGCUGUAGCAUUAUAACCAUGUCAUUUUGCAUUUAUAAGAAGAUAAUACUUUAAAGAUGUAGUGAGAAUAGGUUAAGAGAAAUCAUCUGUGAAGGAAAUGGGUUUUUUUGCUAAUUUAGAAAUUUUUGAAGGUUGGAAUGUGAAUUCAAUCUAUUCAAUUUACAAAAUGUUAGAAUAAAGAAGUUAUAGAAUGGGAGAUAUUGUAUAUUUAUCAGGUGAUAUUGUAAAUAAGAUCUAUUUAAUAAAGGAAGGAGCAGUAGAUGUAUAAAUAGUGAUAUAUUAUAUUUAAGUUAUAAUUAGUAUUUGUGGAAGAGAGGGAAGAUUUAGAAGUAAGGACAAUUUCACCUUAUAUGAAAUAGAGAGGUAAGAGUUUGCAUAGGAAGAUUGCAACAUUGAGUAAUCAUUAAUUCUUGGGUUUAGAAGAUGUUCAUAGUCAAGAAUAGAAGCAUAGAUUUUCAUGUGUUAGUUCAAGUUCAGAUACAAUUCUAUUUAUAAUACCAAUAGAAUUAUAUAUGAAGAAAAUCUAUACUUAACCUACAAGUUAAUUGUAUGUGUAGGAGUUUAUAUAAAUUUAAUGUAAAUACUAAGAUUUAAGAGUAUGUUAUUAAAUAUUUAUGAAUAGAAUUCUUAAUUACAAGUAGCCAUUAAUUCACAAAGACAACAAUAAUUGUAGAUAAUAUCCAAAAUGAAUUAAUACUAAAAUGCUGAUAUGUUAUAAUUUUUUUAAAAUUUGUAAGGAAGAUUUAAGACACUUUCAUAGGAGUCAACAAAGAAGUUUUAAAAGAAAUCUAUUGGAGAACGAUCACAAAAUUUGAGUGCCCAUGAAAAAUAUGUAGAUAGAAGUUUUUUUACUAGAGCUAAAGAUAGAUCUUUAUUGGGGAAGGUCUAGACUUAAAGUCUAUAUUAAAAUUAAGCAUAUAGAUAAGUGAUAAAUGAAUCAAGGAUAAUUGAAAAGAAUUUACCAAAUCUUCCUUAAUUUUUGGAGAAACAUUUACCUGGUUUACAUCAUUCUAAAUCAACUUAAGUUAGAUAUAGAAGAUAGAGUCCAUAAAAACAAUAGUAAUUUUAGUUUCAUAAUGUUUAAACAUCUUUGAAUGAAGAAGAAUAAUAAAUAGUAUCAAAUAUUCUUUCAAAGGGAGUGGUUUAUCAUAGGAAAUCUAAUUUAGUUAAGCGAGUGAGAUCAACAGAAAAUUAUUCAUAUCGAAGAGCAUUAAGAUUCCAAGAUUAAACAAAGAUCUGA
Paramecium pentaurelia is the source of this 1719-nucleotide messenger RNA. The record is from the annotation of a GenBank genome assembly. NCBI's taxonomy places the organism in Eukaryota, Ciliophora, Oligohymenophorea, Peniculida, Parameciidae.